Messenger RNA from Psammomys obesus (fat sand rat), 970 nucleotides. RefSeq names its product mitochondrial ribosomal protein S6 (gene Mrps6). Gene Ontology annotation, biological process: translation. The coding region runs from base 1 to 696 and encodes 231 amino acids. Gene Ontology annotation, molecular function: small ribosomal subunit rRNA binding; structural constituent of ribosome. The record is from RefSeq and is a predicted model, not a curated record. The transcript is spliced from 4 exons. Gene Ontology annotation, cellular component: ribosome; mitochondrial small ribosomal subunit. NCBI's taxonomy places the organism in Eukaryota, Metazoa, Chordata, Mammalia, Rodentia, Muridae.
AUGCCACUGAGUUCGCGGACCCAGUGGCGGCCCUGGAGGGCAGGGAGGCGUCCGCGGGGGCGCGGGGGCGGGUGGCCCGCGGGCGAGGGGCGGGGCGGAGGUGCCGGUGGGCGGGGCGGGCCGCGGUGGGCGGGGCGGGCCGUCUGCGCAGCCGCCGGAGCCUUUAAGCCCGGCCUCGCGCGGUCGCAGCGUGCUUUCCCCGCCCGGGAGCUGCCCGCCGCUGGUCCUCCGCGGCGUCCCCGCAUCCCCGCCCUCCGCGCCCCUCACCCCAUCCCCGGCUCGCCUCGCUCCGCCUCGGCGCCGCCGCGAUCCCGGGCAAUGCCCCGCUACGAGUUGGCUUUGAUUCUGAAAGCCAUGCGGCGGCCAGACACUGCUGCUGCUUUGAAGCGUACCAUCGAAUUCCUGAUGGAGCGAGGAGCCAUAGUGAGGGACCUGGAAAACCUGGGCGAGCGAGCGCUUCCUUACAGGAUCACCAGCCACAAUCAGAAGCACAGAAGAGGCGGGUAUUUCUUGGUGGAUUUUUAUGCCCCAACAAGUGCUGUGGAAAACAUCCUGGAACACUUGGGGCGAGACACUGAAGUGAUUAGACCAAAUAUUGUGAAACACCCUCUGACUCAGGAAGUGAAAGAGUGUGACGGCAUAGUCCCAGUCCCACUUGAUGAAAAACUGUAUUCAACAAAGAGGAGAAAUAAGUGAGAAGAGUCACCAGAUUUUGGCCUUUUAUUUAAUUCUAAGUGCACCCUGGGUAGGAUGCUCUGGCCUAUGACCUUUUGCUGCCAGAGGUGGGAACUGCUCACCAUACCUGCCCUCUUAUCGUGGGUGUGAGUUCAUCAGCAUUGUAGGAUGUGUCUGUGGGGGUGAUCACACCACUGCAGCAUUUUUAAGAGCAAAAUAUUUGUCAUUUGCCCUCAGUUGUUUGGCAAACCUAUGUGGAAAACAGAGAGCGGAGUAAUAAACACGGCUUCACCAA